Molecule: messenger RNA, 3443 nt
Organism: Gallus gallus (chicken)
Lineage: Eukaryota; Metazoa; Chordata; Aves; Galliformes; Phasianidae
Gene: C6orf120
Product: C6orf120 homolog
Exons: 2
Coding region: 158-715 (185 amino acids)
Source: RefSeq, a predicted model, not a curated record
GCGGAGCCGCGGCGUCGCCGUCACCGGAGCGGGUCGGAGGUGAGCUGCGCCACGAAAGGUGGAAGACUGUUCUUCGGUCGCUGUUCAGAGGGUUUUGGUUAGUUUGGCAGAGUACUGGACUUGACAAUAGGAAGAAUCAGAAUAAAGCGUAAGAGCCAUGGCAGCACGCUGGAGGAGAAUCCUGAUAGUAUUUGUGGCAGCUCAAGUACUGUGUUUGGUAAAUACCUUUGAGGAAGAGGAUGUACCUGAAGAAUGGAUUCUUCUUCACGUUGUUCAAGGCCAGAUUGGAGCGGGAAACUACAGCUACUUGAGACUAAAUCACGAGGGAAAGAUAGUACUUCAGAUGCAGAGUUUAAAAGGUGAUGCGGAUUUGUAUGUAUCUGAUAUGACUCUUCACCCCAGCUUUGAUGAAUACGAGUUACAGUCUGUUACUUGUGGCCAAGACAUUGUCCACGUACCAGCACAUUUCCGCCGCCCAGUGGGAAUAGGGAUUUAUGGUCAUCCCUCCCACCAGGAGAGUGAGUUUGAAAUGAAAGUCUACUAUGAUCGAACAGUUGUACAGUAUCCAUUUGGCGAGGCUUCCUACAACCCAGAGGAGAUGGAGGCAAACCAGAAAUACUCGCACUCUACAGAAGAUGAAUCUCAGGAUGAAGAGUCUGUUUUCUGGACUAUACUUAUUGGAAUCUUGAAGUUAAUACUUGAAAUUCUUUUUUAAAUUGAUACAUGAUGGACUCAAUCACAUUUCAGCCUGUGAAAUUGAACACGAAUAACUUUCUAUAAUAUUUAAUACUCUUUAUUUUAAUUACUCUGUUUCCUGAGGAGGUAUUCAGGUUACUUUUCAUAAAUCAUAAGGAAAGCGGCGGGGAGAAAAAAAGCCAUAUUUAAUUUUAUAUUGUAAAUUUUUUUCCCUAAGUGUAAAACGAGCAGCGAGUACAGUAUUUGCAGUAUUCUUGAGAGAUCAGGGCUAAAAGAUGAAUGUAGAGUCGGGAUCUUUAAACAGGUGCUUGGGAAAAAUUAACUCAAUGAUUUUCUGUCAUUACUUUAUAAAGAGUGAAAUACAAACUGCUGCUCUGUAGUGCCGCCUCAAUUUGGAGCAUAUUUAAAAAUAAAUCCUGCUCUUCUGACAGGUUAUCUUCAGUAUAACUAACAAGCAAUGGCUUUGAAGCGUACUCAAGUUGAGGGGUGUAGGGUGAAGGAAGGAAAAACCAAACAAUCGCAUUGGGGGAUAGAGGGGUAGAAACUGCUUGUGCUGUACAUCCCAUCAGUCAUCUGUAAGCAGAGGCCUGUCCACUCACUCACCACCUCUGCAAAUCCAUGACCUGAAUCAAGUGCACGUUACUUCAGUAUUACAGUAGGGAGGGUAAGCCUUCAGCUGUUGUUACUUGUCAAUAGAACAUUCUCAUUCCUCAGUAAAAGCAGUGCAGUAUAUAGUAUCGUAAGCCUGAGAGGUGUUUUCUUACAUCUCCCCUUUGUAGCUUUUCGUGAUUGAUCCUUUUUUUUUAAUGUUUACAGUCUCUUUUUUUCCUGUAAAUUUAUAUCAAUAAUUCAUUCGUUUGCAAAGAACAUUUUUGCUGAAAGGAAUUCACUGAAUAUUGUAAGAAAGUCAAACUGUGUUCACUUUUUCCCUGAAAGUUAAUCUUUUCCAGGAGUACUUUUUGCCUUGUUUGAGUUUUUCAAAAUAACUAAUUGCUAUGCAAAUAGUAUGUAUUUAAAUUGCUCUGUAAUUUUCUUUUCACAGAGCUUACAGAAGAGUGCACUGAAAUAAACAAAGUGUGGUACUAUAAUUUUGUACAAAUGGUGCAUGUAACCAUUUAAAUUUCAGUACGGAAAGCCUUCUCUUUUUCGAAUAGGAAUUUAACUUUUUUGUCUGGACAGCUGACAGGACGUGAUUAGGGACUUGUCUCACAAAAAUGGUUAUACAGCCAUAAUUAAAAGUUUAUUUGGUAAAAAGAAAAACGCAGUGGUAUUGUUCCUCUUAAAAGUGGUUGGUUAAAUAGCACCAAAGUGUCACUUUAAUUUGUGCAGUUAAAAUUUUGAAACAGCAAGGUUUUUUAGGGAGUUUAGCCCUCCUUGCUGUUUUUCCCCCUUCUUCCUCCUCUUCUGGGUAUGGGAGGGUCUUUCUGACAACAAUCACAAAUCCAGCGACCUAAGAAAAGAAAGUUAUCAAUUAAUGGGAAACUACCUUUUUUGUAUUCACUCAUCUAGUUAUGCACCUUUCACCGUUUUAAUAGGUUCUCAGCAAUUUGUAGCACUUCCUUUAAUGUACAAAACCAGCUCUUCUUUAAAACGUUAAGUAUCCUUUCUAAAAGGUACGGAAAGCAGCAUGUAAAAUUCACCAUCCCUUGCAGACUCGCUGCAUGUAACAGUUGGUUACUCUAGCACUUGUAGAUCUCAAGAAGUGCCAGCACUGCUAAGGCAGCGGUUAUUAGAAAAGGAAUGACAAACUAUGAGGUUGCAAGUUCGAUUUUAGUAUGAAUGACCGCAGCUCAAGGUUAUGGGUGGUUACUCACAGCAGAAAAGAAUGGCAGUUGAAGAAUGUUGCUAUUGUGUCACAGGGUAGGAGGGCCUGUUUCUCAAACUAAUGUGAGUUAUUUCAGUGCAGUUGGGCAGCACAGAUUAAAGUGAUGGCAGGGGUUCAGCACCAGACCUUGGACUAAAACCCAUUCACUGAGAGAACAGCAAUGGGUUGAGCAAAGAGCAGGAGCAUUAACUAUUUAUAUUACAACAGCUGCUAUCACAAAAGCUGCUUUGCUGAUUUUAAAGUUUGGUAAGAAUAUUAUCUAUUUUGCUUAGAUUCUCUCCUUAAGUCAGAAUGAAGGUUGAAUCAGCCACAGAACCUGGACUGAAGCGAGAGCAAGCUCUAGUGCUUCCCAAACAGGAAUAUAUUAUAUAUUUGAGGUAGUAGUUACAGGGAAUGAUGUCACUGAAUACUUCAACACGAACACAGUAUGGAUUUAGUAUCACGUGAAAAGCAAUGCUGCUACCAGUUAUAUAUCUGAAGUUUUCUUUACACUGCCUUGAGUUGGCCAGGAGAUACCAGUGAGCAGGUGAUUGAAAGGUAUAAGCUGCCUGAAAUUUAGGUACCUCACUCCCAGCUUUGACAUCUAAGAAUAAAAAGGGUAAAGGUGUUUAAAAAGGUGUUUACAAAUACUAUAUUAAGCCUACUUUUUAAUUUAGAAAUUAAAAUAAUAGCACACUUUAUUAAUGUGAAAGCUGUAUUCCAGCAAUAUGCAGCAAUACAGGCGUCUUUACAGAUCUCUCUUAUGAAAAGAGGGUACUUAUUCUCAAUAUUCUGUGGAAAUAUAUAUUUAAAACAAAAUAGCUCCGAGUGAGUCUGGAUUUUCUUGUAAAAGCCAAUUAUAUUUCCUAUUCAGGAAUUGCCAGGCUAAACUGUGCGCAACCAAAUAUACAGAAAUAAAGCUUAUGAAAAAAAUGGGACCCUA